Cyprinodon variegatus (sheepshead minnow) is the source of this 2112-nucleotide messenger RNA. RefSeq names its product large neutral amino acids transporter small subunit 4-like. Gene Ontology annotation, molecular function: neutral L-amino acid transmembrane transporter activity; L-amino acid transmembrane transporter activity. NCBI's taxonomy places the organism in Eukaryota, Metazoa, Chordata, Actinopteri, Cyprinodontiformes, Cyprinodontidae. The record is from RefSeq and is a predicted model, not a curated record. The transcript has 15 exons. The coding region runs from base 120 to 1853 and encodes 577 amino acids. Gene Ontology annotation, biological process: transmembrane transport; neutral amino acid transport.
CCUCCUGCUCCUCCUGCUCCUCCUGCUCCUCAUCAGCCCAUUGAUCAUCGAGGAGCCGUUUGUCCUCCAGCAUCCAGAUCAGCUCGCACCUGCGUGCCGUUACCUCCGGACCAGCAGAAAUGGCUCCUACCCUCUCCACGGCCUUCAGCCGGCGCUGGUGGAUGGCGGUCACAGCGGUCAUUGAGAACCUGCUGUUCUCUGCGGUGCUGCUGGGCUGGUCCUCCCUGCUCAUCAUGCUGAAAUCUGAGGGCUUCUACUCCUACCUGUGCAACGCACCAGAAAACAUCUCCAGCCUCAACGUCUCCAACUCCUCCUCGCCCGCGGCCCCCGGGGGGGAGGAGGAGUUCCUGCUGAUGAACAACUGGCCCAUCUGCAAGGACCAGGAUGAGAGGCUGAACCUGGCCUUCACCGUGGGCUCCUUCCUGCUGUCCGCCAUCACUCUGCCCCUGGGCAUCGUCAUGGACAAAUACGGCCCGCGUAAACUGAGACUGCUGGGAAGCGCUUGCUUCGCCUUCUCCUGCCUCCUCAUUGCUUAUGGAGCCAGCGAUCCCAACAAUCUUUCCAUCCUGAUCUUCUUUGCUUUGGCCAUGAACGGCUUUGGAGGGAUGUGUAUGACCUUCACCUCUCUUACGCUUCCCAACAUGUUUGGAGACCUGAGGUCGACCUUCAUCGCCCUGAUGAUCGGAUCCUACGCUUCCUCCGCCGUCACCUUUCCUGGGAUCAAGGUAAUUUAUGACCUGGGCGCCGCCUUCAUCUCUAUCCUGCUGGUGUGGGCCGGCUGCGCCUGCCUCGUCUUCCUCAACUGCUUCAUCAACUGGCCGCUGGAGCCUUUCCCAGGACCAGAAGACAUGGACUUCACAGUGAAGAUUAAGUUUAGCUGGCUGGGCUUUGACCACAAGAUCACCGGGAAACAGUUUUACCGGCAGGUGACCACGGUGGGGCGCCGUCUGAGCGUGGGCCACGCCAUCAAGCAGCCGCAGCAGCCGUCCAGAGACCUGUCGGCGCAGGACGCCAGCAAACUCUGCCUGUCCACCGUCGACCUGGAGGUCAACUGCAAAAGCAAUGAAGAAUCCCAGUCGUUCAUGAGGAGCAUCUUCAGUCCCAUCUUCCUGCUCAGCCUCAUCACCAUGUGCGUCACUCAGCUGAGGCUCAUCUUCUACAUGGGAGCCAUGAACACCAUCCUGGAGUCGCUGACGGACGGCGACCUGAACACAGUGGAGAGGAUGCAAGUGGUGAGCGUCUACACCUCCAUCUUCGGCGUGCUCCAGCUCCUGUGUUUGGUCACCUCGCCGGUCAUCGGCUACGUCAUGGACUGGAAGCUCAAAGACUGCGAGGAUGAGAACGACAAGAGCGCCAAGAGCGAGCCCGGUCAGCCCCGGCGCCCGACCAAAAAGAUCCAGAAGAUCGUCAACGCCACCAGAGCCUUCAUCUUCACCAACCUGCUGCUGGUCGGCUUCGGGGUCACCUGCGUGGUCCCCAACCUGCCGCUGCAGAUCCUGUCCUUCGUUCUGCACACGGUGGUCCGAGGCUUCAUCCACUCUGCUGUCGGAGGCCUGUAUGCCGCUGUGUACCCGUCCUCCCAGUUUGGCAGCCUGACUGGCAUGCAGUCCCUGAUCAGCGCUCUGUUCGCUCUGCUGCAGCAGCCCCUCUUCCUGGCUAUGGUGGGACCCCUGGAAGGAGACCCUUUAUGGGUGAACGUGGGUCUGCUGGUGCUGAGCAUGCUGGGGUUCUGCCUGCCGCUCUACCUGCUGUGCCACAGCCGCCACCUGCAGCGCCUCCGAGAAGAGAGCGAGGACGACCCCAAGGUCUACGUCAAGAUGAAGGACGACGGCGCGCCGGAGGCCAGCGUGUAGAACAGGAGGGAGAGUUUUAUCCGGAACCGGAGAAGCUGCGGCCCAGAAAAGAGGAGGAAGAGGAGGAGAGCCGCUCUUCAUCCUCCACCUGCUCACAGAAACACCUUCUACACUCAGAAACACUGAACCGUUAAUUCUGCACGCCUGAACACUGUGAUUAAAACUCUGCCAGCUUCUCCAGUCAGGAUCCAAACUGACCAAAAUGGGAGAGAAAAGAGGAGCGAAGCUCCUUCCUCCUCCUUCCUCCUCCUCCUUCCUC